AAAUAUAAGGAGCAGUAAGAACUGAGAUCUGCAAUAGAUAAACACAUAGACUCACACACACCAGCUGGCACGCUUGCACCCACACACACACGCACACACACACACUCACUGCAAGCAUCGUAGAAAUUGUGACGACCGUGCUCUGGUUUUGCUUUGUGUUUUAAUGAGCUUUUUUUUGUCAUCUUUUCAGUGGAAAACGACCACUGAAAGAGAGAGGGAGCGCAAGAAAGGGAGAGAGACAGACAGAAAGAGAGAGAGAGAGAGAGGGGCAGGUGCGCCCUUUAAGAGGGGGAGCAGCAGCUGAAGCAAGGACAGCAUCCCAGUCUCCAUCCUCUCCGGAGGCUGCGUAACUCUGAGGAGUGAGAGAAAAACAGGUGGUCAGACUAAGCGCUGCGGUUAUCUGUUCUCGUUCUUUUCACCUGGAAGAUAGGCUGCGAUGGUUGGCAGUAAUCGAAGGCCCAAACCUGUCUGAGAGAGCCCUAUGAACAGCAGAUCCAAUGGACAUCAAAGGACAGUGUUGGACGGACGAGGAGUCGGAUGGAGAGAACGAACCUGAACAGUUCCUUUAUGGAAUUCAGUGCUGCUUGUUGCAGGGGAGUUGUGCUGCUGACCUGUACCGCCACCCUCAGCUAGAUGCAGACAUAGAGGCUGUGAAAGACAUCUACACUGACAGUGCUAUCUCUGUCAGGGAGUAUGGAACCAUCGAUGAUGUGGACAUCGAUCUUCAUAUUAACAUCGGCUUCUUAGAUGAGGAGGUUGCGACAGCUUGGAAAGUUAUCCGAACAGAGCCCAUUAUCCUGCGAUUGCGCUUUUCUCUCUCCCAGUACCUCGACGGACCUGAGCCGUCAGUAGAAGUUUUCCAGCCUUCAAACAAAGAGGGAUUCAGUCUAGGCCUGCAACUCAAAAAGAUCCUGAGCACGUUCACCUCCCAGCAGUGGAAGCACCUCAGUAAUGAGUUCCUCAAGGCCCAGCAGGAAAAGAGGCAUAGCUGGUUCAAAGCUGGAGGAACCAUCAAGAAGUUCCGUGCUGGGCUCAGCAUAUUUUCCCCCAUUCCCAAGUCUCCAAGCUUUCCUUUGAUCCAAGACACGGUUCUUAAAGGGAAGCUCAGUGUUCCUGAGCUGAGAGUGACCCGCCUGAUGAACCGUUCCAUCUCGUGUACGAUGAAGAACCCCAAAGGGGAGCUCUUCAGCUAUCCACCGAAUAGCCAGACUGUGGCUGUCCCGGCGGCCAGGGCCCCAGCGCAGAUUACCACGAGGCAGCUGAUUGAAUUGUUUUUCUCAUCCCAGGCGGGUGGCCACUGCAAGAACAUCCCCACACUGGAGUACGGCUUCUUAGUUCAGAUAAUGAAGUACUCAGAGCAGAGGAUCCCCACACUUAAUGAGUACUGCGUGGUCUGUGACGAACAGCACGUCUUUCAGAAUGGAUCCAUGCUGAAGCCUGCUGUGUGCACCAGGGAGUUGUGUGUGUUCUCCUUCUACACUCUGGGUGUGAUGUCUGGAGCUGCAGAGGAAGUGGCCACAGGAGCGGAGGUGGUGGACCUACUUGUGGCUAUGUGUCGAGCUGCACUCGAGUCUCCCCGUAAGAGCAUCAUUUUUGAGCCCUACCCAUCAGUUGUUGAUCCAAAUGAUCCCAAGACUCUUGCGUUCAACCCAAAGAAGAAGAAUUAUGAAAGACUGCAGAAAGCGUUGGAUAGCGUCAUGUCCAUCCGUGAAAUGACUCAGGGAUCUUAUCUUGAGAUCAAGAAGCAGAUGGACAAACUGGACCCUUUGGCCCAUCCCCUGCUACAGUGGAUUAUUUCCAGUAACAGGUCUCAUAUUGUCAAGCUGCCUCUCAGCAGGCAACUAAAGUUUAUGCACACGUCCCACCAGUUCCUGUUGCUCAGCAGCCCCCCAGCCAAGGAAGCUCGCUUUCGCACUGCCAAGAAGCUCUACGGCAGCACCUUUGCCUUCCACGGUUCCCAUAUAGAGAACUGGCACUCUGUUCUGAGGAAUGGACUGGUCAAUGCCUCCUAUACCAAACUGCAGCUGCAUGGGGCAGCGUAUGGAAAGGGUAUCUAUCUGAGCCCCAUCUCCAGCAUAUCUUUUGGAUACUCAGGAAUGGGGAAAGGACAGCACCGCAUGCCCACCAAAGAUGAGCUAGUGCAGCGUUACAACCGCAUGAACACCAUACCGCAGAGUCGUCCAAUACAAUCAAGGUUUCUUCAAAGUCGGAAUUUGAACUGCAUCGCCCUUUGUGAAGUUAUUACAUCUAAAGAUCUGCAGAAACAUGGUAACAUUUGGGUGUGUCCAGUGUCUGAUCACGUCUGCACUCGCUUCUUUUUUGUGUAUGAGGAUGGUCAAGUAGGAGAUGCCAACAUCAACACCCAGGAGCCUAAGGUGCAGAAGGAGAUAAUGCGAGUGAUUGGGACGCAGAUCUACUCCAGCUAAUGGACGUUUACCAGCAGAUGCUGGAGGCUCACAGGCAGGCAGACAGUUGAAGCGAAUGUUUGGGCGAGCUGUCCUCAGGCUGGGCACUGAAGGAUAAGGGAGCUCUGGAGCACGUCACUAUCAAUAUGCUUUUUUAAUCUGGUCUUCCAGAUUUUUUUUUCUCCUCUAUGCCCUGUAUUUCUUUCCUCUUAAUUGCUACGCAUCACAUGUUGAUUUAACUCUCAGUUAGGUUCUUUUCAUGAUUUAAAUCCGCCUUUCUCAUUUCAUGGAUUUUUCAACAAUUAGGUGAGCCACCAGAGCUGCUUUCCACAAUCAUGUACACAAACGUCUGGGUUGCCUUUACUUUUACUCUUUUUGCUGUAUGUUUACUUUCACUGCUUCUGUGAAUUAAUUUGUCUUUUUCCCCCUUUUUUAAAUAAGUAGUCAAAAACAUAAUCAUUCAGAUUGAUAUUAGGUAACAUAAACUUUAGUUAUUAUGUUGUGUUUGAAAAUAUUAUCUUGCAUCUAUUUAUUUGAUGACAUGAAUUAAGGUUUGUAACAUGCAUAAGCAUUACUCCUUAUGUUUUUGAACUUGGACACUGAUUUACUCAGAGUCUAGAAAGGUUUGGCUGGAGCUCGAUUUAUUUGUUACAAACAGUAUAUAAACUUUGCAUUAAAAAAAGAUCCCUGCUAUUAUAAUAAAAACAAACAAACUUGCCAUUUAGGGAUUGGAACAGUACUGAUCAAUGAUGCCCCGCAAAUUAAAAAAAAAAAAAGGCAGCUGGACUUUUAUUCUGUAGUUAAAGUCAUCUAGCUUCCUAACCAGGGAGGUUUCUCAGUUGAAAAGAACUGGYGAGGUUGAGUUCCAAGCUUUUAAACAGCAUGAGCAACUCUGGUAUAAAACCUAGACUCACAUMCAGAUUAAACUCACACCUCCUACAAUGGAGGGUCUUUAGGGCCUUAGUUAGCCUGGCUCAGAAGAGAGAUGCUUUGGUCAAAGCAUUAGCAAAUAUUUUUGCUCUUCUGUCUUUUUAAUCAUAACCUGUUGUGUCAAAAGGCUGCUGCUACAACCAGAUCCUGCUGAGAAUUAACACCCAAAUCAAAUAGUUUAGGAGUCUUUGCAAUUAUAGUAAAUAAACACAUAUAAAACUUGUCUUUAUUAGCUAAAGCUCUUUAAUUUUUUUUCUUUGCACAACAGCUUUACUUUAUGAACCAACAAAACUUGUCUAGAAAGUAUGACAGUUAAAAUAUCAGGAUGAACAAGUAGCUGUCAGAUUUAAAAACCAUAUCCUUGGACUUAAUUAGAUUUCAAAAAAGGAUUGGUUGCAGUCUUAGUCUGCCAUGUUCCAUUUCUUAUUUAUUUUUUAAGUUGUAAUUUCUCAUAUUUAAAUCUAUUCUUGAAUAGCUCAUUUAAAAAAUAUUUUCUCUGUGUCUGACGUACACUCAGCACCGGAUCUACAAUCUAAAAUCCACUGUAUAGAAAAUUGUGGACAAUUUUCCCAAGAUAUUUACAGGCAGCAUCAAGUUUGGGUGAGCUCACAAUCCUUUCAGUUUAAUGGAUUCUGGUUUCACAGAGGUGAAACUCUCUGGUUUCAUCUGUGAGACAACCGGCAUUGUAUAGCAAGUUUAUCAGUCAUGUACUGUAUGUAUGUGCAUGUGUGUAUGUGUGUGAUGUGUGUUUGUAUGUAUGUAUGUAUGUAUGUAUGUGU
This is a messenger RNA of Austrofundulus limnaeus, 4114 nucleotides long. Its product is annotated as poly [ADP-ribose] polymerase 6. Bases 498 to 2426 code for a protein of 642 amino acids. Lineage: Eukaryota; Metazoa; Chordata; Actinopteri; Cyprinodontiformes; Rivulidae. The record is from RefSeq and is a predicted model, not a curated record. The transcript is spliced from 23 exons. Gene Ontology annotation, molecular function: NAD+ poly-ADP-ribosyltransferase activity.